AUGGAACAACACAUAAAGUGUGGCACUGCAGCACGUGCAAGUGCAAGUGUACGGAACAUCGUGAACUCGAACUUGGAAAAAUGCGCGUCGGAUGACAAGAACAGGACGUAUUGUGACGUUGAAGCUGUUGGAUUGUGGGAUUGCUCUGUGAUCUGCAAUCUGGAAUUGUUGAAUGAUUCAGUGGUUCUAUUACUGCUGCAACAACCAGAAGCACCGGUACUCAACACUGAGGCAUUGUGGCCAAUCGGAGUUCCACAACACAAUAUCAUUUAUUCAGUGGCACUCGAGCCACUAAACUUUGCAGUAGUAAGGCAACAGAAGUGCCACAAAAUCUCAGCAGCCUUGUUCGGUUGGACGUCGUGUGAUUUAACAGGUAUGGUAAAGCAGCCGGUACUGACUGUGAUGCAGCGACCUAGUUCAAAUGCAGACGUCUCCGCCUAUCACAAGAAAGAAUUGUGA
This is a messenger RNA of Helobdella robusta, 459 nucleotides long. RefSeq lists its product as hypothetical. The record is from RefSeq and is a predicted model, not a curated record. The transcript is spliced from 5 exons. NCBI's taxonomy places the organism in Eukaryota, Metazoa, Annelida, Clitellata, Rhynchobdellida, Glossiphoniidae. The coding region runs from base 1 to 459 and encodes 152 amino acids.